AUGGUGAUUUUGGUGAGUGCGCUAAAUGAUUGGAAGGUGGAUGUGUCAGACGGCAUGCUGGUAUCUGAGAUGCGGGCGGCUUUGGCAAGGAAGAUUCAUGAUUGCGCUUCAAAGAGCAGCUCUGCAGCCAAGAGUGCUUCUACUGCUGCAAGCAAGCCAGCUAACAUGGUGUCUUCCAAGGCUUCAUCUGGACCAGGCCUCAUCAUGUGGCACCAAAUCGGGUCUCGUUCGGGUCUCGUCAGACGUCUCAAAGCUUGGCUUGUUGUGGGAAAGCUUUUGUUUCUUUCCUUUCUUGCAGGAAAGACAGAGGCUUUUUUCUACGCUCAAGAGAAUGGCUCACAAACGCCAUCCUCCUUUGCUCAUCAUUGGCUGAAACCUCAGCGCCUCCGCUGGCCAGAUCAUGCAAAAAGGUUACUCCUCUGGGCAGAUUCUGGAGGAGGGAGCCUCUUGCGCUUGAAUGUCUCCGUGGCAGUGCUGUGUGAGAGGUAUGCAUGUGACCUUUUCUUGAACCCAAGCUAUGGAACCAAGGCGAUGUGUGCGCUCGACACUUUUCCGCAUGGGCAGAUGGCUGCCAAGUGGAGCGCCUUCAAGCAAGAGUACUCGCGUCAGCAUGGGGGUGACUUGGGAAUUUUUCCCGCCAUCUCUGCUUUGCGUCAUAUCGUUGAGGAGAGCCUUGCAAGCAAACCAGCAGCUGCUGGAUGGUGCAGGGUGGGUAUAGUUCCAGGUGAGCCAAUCAACAGAAACAAAGUCCUUCACGACAGACUUACAGAAUGCUUUCAGAGCAAGCGCUCUGGAGGAGGCCUGUCGGAAAGGCCUCAAACGCAGGCUGCAGGUGUUUUGGAUCUAGUGCAGCGCAUCUCUCCCAAGAAAGAAAGGUGUACCGGUGAGAACUGCAAGCGUGUCUUCAGCGUGGCAGACAAGUUUUGCCCUUCUUGCGGUACGCCGAAUGCUCACUUUGAUGGACAAGAGCUGGCCCUCACUGGCAGUGGCAAAAAGCCUGGGUGGGUGAAAAGAGAAUCGCGGCUGCCACUGCAGAUUGCUGCAGAACCCCCUCCGCUGCCACCGCCAGAGGAAGCUCCUCCAGCACCUUCCUCUUCGUCCGGCCAGCCACAAACAGCUGAAGAGGAAGCAGAAGACGAAACGUGCGACUUGGACACAAAGGAGGGCAUCACUGGACUUCUGGAACACUUGUUCAAGCACGCUGAAAUUAAAGUGAGCUUGAAUGAGUUUGACCGUGCUGUCGCGCAGUUUUGCGCGCAUUUGACUGAAACGAAGCCUGGCGGCAUGCCUCUCAGCAGGCAUUUUCGAAACGAGUCACUGGACAAGGGUCUCCGAUCUCAAGUGAUCAGAGAAGGCAACGCAGGUCCAAAACGAACGAUUCGCAACGGCACUCGUGUUUUGGUGCGAGACUUGCCAGAGAAGGUCCGCAAGACAUCCCUGCAGUCAGCUUUCGGAGAUUUCGGCAAUGUAGUACGCAUUGAGCUGAUGCCAGAGCAGCGAACAGCGUAUAUUGAGUAUGAGGAGCCCUGUGAUGCUGAAGACGCUGCACGAGAAAUGGAUGGAAAGAUGGUGGAAAAGUCCAAGGUUCGAACGAAGCUCAUGGAUGAUCGGCCCAGAGCGGCCAUGGACCAUGCAAUUCGAGUUCAAGAAGCGUGUUUGGCUCACCUCGAGUCUCGUGCCGCUGAACAUCAACAACGGAUUUUUGGUGACGGGCCAACGAAUUCACGAGGCCUUCAUCGGAGUCGCAGCCGCCAGCGGUAG
This is a messenger RNA of Durusdinium trenchii, 1761 nucleotides long. The record is from the annotation of a GenBank genome assembly. NCBI's taxonomy places the organism in Eukaryota, Dinophyceae, Suessiales, Symbiodiniaceae.